Bacillus rossius redtenbacheri is the source of this 5675-nucleotide messenger RNA. RefSeq lists its product as uncharacterized. Lineage: Eukaryota; Metazoa; Arthropoda; Insecta; Phasmatodea; Bacillidae. Gene Ontology annotation, biological process: cell-cell junction organization. The record is from RefSeq and is a predicted model, not a curated record. Gene Ontology annotation, cellular component: plasma membrane; apical junction complex. The transcript has 9 exons. Bases 195 to 4115 code for a protein of 1306 amino acids.
UCCCGCGCCACGCGCUCCCGACGGAAAACUUGGCGACCGGAGUUUGUUGUCUGUCUGGCGCGCGUGUGGACGUCGUGGAAGUGUUUAUAUCGGCGCGGCGCGAGCUGUGGCGGGUGUUGGUGUUGUUCGGUGUUGUUCAGUGUGUGUUGUUGUUCGCCGACGACACGCGUGCAUGUGCUUGUCGGGAGCCGAGCAUGGAGGACGCGCUCGCGCUGGACGACUGGCCCUGCGGUGACUCGGAGCUGACCGGCGGCGUCAACCACUGGCUGCCGGCCUACGGCUACCAGCAGCCCGCCUUGCUGCACCAGGCCUUGCUGCAGCAGGGGAGGGACGCCGACCUGCCGGGCUGCGAUGCCGUGGCAGUGCAGCAGCAGUUCGUGUUCUUGGAGACUAUAUUGGAGGAAACGUCAGACGACCUGCAGAGUGAGUCCGACAGGUCGGGCACCGUCGGCUGGCCAGACAGCAGCGACUCGGACACGGAAAGCGUCAUACACGUGACGAACGAUAUCGACGGCGGCGGCCGCUGGAGCGGCUCGGAGCGCGACAUCGCCGUGCCGAAGAAGCGCCGCCGCCGCUCGGCGGACGACCUGUGCGACGAGGCGGCGGCGGAGGAGGGCGGCUCGCUCACCUCGCGCUCGUCCAGCCUCAUCCAGUUCGAGUGCCUGGAGCGGCACUGCGAGACGGCGUCCCUGGAGCCGCCCGCCGCCGGCAGCAGCGACGAGGAGGGCGACUCGGACGACACGCUGCGCCUGUCCUCGUGGUCGUCGCGCGCCAGCAGCUUCAGGUCGUCGGGCCGCCUGCACUCGUUCCGCAGCCUGGACGGCCUGAACCUGCUGUCGCCGCCCCCGGCCGCCGCCCCCGAGCCGCCGCCCCGCCGCUCCGCCGAGAACCUCAGCGAGGACAGCGGCUUCGGCGACCAGGAGGGGCGGCGCGCCGAGGACGACUCGGACUGCAGCAGCGGCGGCGCCAAGGAGCGCACGCCGUCCCCCGGGGAGGACGCUAAAUUUAGCGUGGCGGCGGCGGGAGGGGGCGGGGAGCAGUGGCGCAGCGAGCCGCGGCUAGACGAGCCCGAGCCGCCGCGGCAGCAGCACGAGGCGACGUGCAGCGCGCCGGACCUGCUGCGCGCCGCGGACAUGGCGGGCCGCGAGGUGCGCUUCAGCCCCACCGUGGACCACGUGAGCUGGCGCGACGGGCGCGAGGGCGAGGCCAGCCCGCUGCUGGUGCGGCGCGUGCAGGUGGGCGGGCCGGGGGCCGCCAGUCCGCGCGCCGACAUGGACCCGCGCGGCAGCCGCGAGUCCAGCGUCGACUCCGUCGCCUCUAUCGCCUCCUCCUCGUCCGGCAAGAAGGGCCUCGGGCGCUUCGGCGGCUUCUUCCAGCGCUUCUCGCUGCGGCGGCUGGGCGGCGGCCGGAAGGCGCGCGGCGACAAGAAGCGCGCCUCGUCCCCGCCGCCCCCGCCGCCCCCGGCGCGGCAGGACGCCGAGUACGAGGACGUGCGCAUCAUCCCCCUGCACCGCGGGGAGGGCGCGCGGGAGGAGGUGGUGGCGAGCAAGCCGCCCCUGCCCCCGCGCCGCCAGCCCUCAGUCGCCGCCGAGAUGUCCGGCGCGCGGCCCGGCCUGCUGGAGACGGACCUGGACGCCGCGGGGGCGGCGCCGCCCCAGGGCAAGAAGGCCCGCUCGCUCGCCGACCUGGGGGCGGGCGCGCAGCCGCUCACACUGGCGCUGCCGCCCCCCGGGGGCCGGGACAGCGUGGCGGCCGACUCGCGCGCGCGCUCCAUGGAGUUCCUGCUCGACAAGGAGAACCAGGCCGCCGUCAAGCCGCCGGAGAACGAGCUGCAGAAGGGGGAGCGGGUGAUGUCGGAGCACCAGCUCCGCGUGCAGCGCUCCCUGCAGAAGCUGAACGUGCCCGACUGGUACAAGAACUCGAGCGCGGCGCGCACCCCGGAGGGCUGGCUGCGAGGGCAGCAGCAGCGGCCGCCGCGCGACGGCUGGCCGGGCCUCGGCUCCAAGACCACGUCGCUGUCCAGCCUCGGGUCCACGCAGUCCGCCGCGCCGCGCAGCCCCACGGGUCAGCUGCUGAGCCCAAGCCCCACGCCGCACGUGUUCACGCGCUGGAGCACGAGUCGCCUCAACAGCAGCGCCGCCACGUCCACCAGCACUUCUCCCUGCGGCUCGACGCGCUCCUCCUUCAGCCACCGCCAGCCCUACCUGGGCUGGCGCUCGCAGGAGCGGCUGGCUCGCCCGCGCACCCCCGCCGAGCGACUGGCCGCGGGGCUGCUGCCGGCGCCGUCUCCCUCCUCCGCGGCCGCCUCGCCCGACGGCGAGCCCUCCGAGGAGGACCGGAGACAUGCUCAGCAGGUGCCAAACCUGUCGGAGGUGCGGACGUCCAUCAAGGAGGUGACGUCGGCCAUCGUGCACUACGUGUCGAGCGCGAAGGGCGGCUCCGGCGAGGCCCUGAGUCCCGGGGACCGGCCCUCGCCGUCGCCGCGCUCGGGCAGUCCGCGCGGGAGCGGCCGCCUCUGCUGGCUGGAGAGCUCGUUCGUGGGCACGCGGCCGCUCGACUCCCCGGAGACGCCCUCCGCGCCGGCCGGGGCUGACGCUCUGGCCGCCCUCGACGGCGGGGGCGGGCGCCUGGACGCCUCGGGGGCAGGCUCGGAGCUGUACCUCGACCUGGGCAAGGCGCGGCCCCUCGGCAGGCAGCUCAACGGUGAGUACCUGCUGACUUGUCCCCUAGCCACAGACCAAGCCCAUUUGUCUGCCGGUAACUACGUGCGCAAGCACCUGCAGUUGGAAUCAUAUUGGAAUCAUGACUUCCAAGCCCCGCGGGCGAGGGGCAGCAGGAGGGCGCGCACCGGCCCAGCCCGGGCUCCACCACGCUGGACGACGUGCUGGACUCCCUGCUGGGCCUGCCCCCCGCCUCGCGCUCCCCCAGCCCCGUGUCCUGCCGCCCGCCCCCGCCGCCCGCCCGCCGCUCCUGCGGCGACCUGCGCGCCCACCUCGCAGGUAGGAGGACCGUGGUCAGCUAGUGAGGCGGAGCAGGCGCCGCCGCCCUACUACGUGGCGGACACCCUGCGCCGCCGCAGCGAGGGCAGCGACCCGGGCCCCCGCCCCCGCCCCGCCGCCGCCGCCGGCCGCAGAGUGUCCUUCGACGUGGCGGCGGACGGCGAGCCGCUGGUGCGCUGCCGCUACUCCAAGUGCGCGCGCGCGGCCCCCGCCUCCGAGGCGCGCCGCUCCUACAAGACCUGCCACAACUGCUCGCACGCGUACUGCUCGCGCGAGUGCCGGCGCGCCCACUGGGAGCGCCACCGCCGCACGUGCCUGCACUCGCGCGUGGGCGCGCUGUGUCGCCAGGUGCUGGCCGCCGUGAAGGAGGAGCCGGCGUGUCUGCGCCACGUGUCGCUGCUCGCGCGGCGCGGCUACCUCGCGCAGGGCCGCGGCGCCGUCAAGAGCUUCUUCUCCAGCCCCGAGGCGGCGGAGCGCUUCGUGGCGCACGGCCUGCGCGACCUGGGCGAGCCCACCUUCGUGCGCUGGGCCGACCUGCUGCCCGACGAGAUGGGGCCCGACCUGUACGCCGAGCUGGUGCGCCAGUGCAAGGCCUACAACCCGGACACGCGGCUCGUCGUGUACGUGGCCGUGUGCGUGGUGAGCGAGGCGCCGACCUCGGGCGCCGUGCGCUGGGAGCGCCAGCUCGUGUCGCGCUGCGCCAAGCUGCGCCUGAGUCGCCCCGACCCGCCCCCUCCGCCGCCCAGCAUCACGCGCGACAUGGACGACCCCGAGACGCUGAUCCUCACGUCGCUGCCCGGCUGCCACGGCCGCAUGUCGCCGCGGCGCGCUCGCGAGAUCAGCUUCGCCAACAUCCAGCGCCAGCUGCGGCAGCGCGGCGUCAGUCUGCGGCGCCACUUCCCCGACGUGUACCGCCGGCUGUGCGCCUACGUGGACGGCGCGGCGGAGCGCUUCGCUCCCGUCACGCUGUACCCGCGCGACGCCUCGGGCAAGGGCUUCAUGUGCAUCAUCAUGCCCGACGCCGAGCCGGGGCGCCUGGAGCUCGUGCCGCGAGACAGCAGCCGCGUCAGGACGGUCGACAUCGGCCCGCAGCUCGCUGACGACGGGCCCGCCUGAGCCCCUCCCCCCUCCCCCUCCCCUCCGCGCGCAUCGCUUCCCGCCCGCUUCUCAUUUCUUACCAUUCUCUGCGCUGUCAUCCAGCAGGGGUCAUCUGUAGUGAUGAAUACCACUCCAAAAUAUGGUCUUUUGAACUCUUCGUUGACCAAGAAUCUCUAACACAGGCUAACCAAAUUAAAAAUAAAAUUUGUGUUUGUUUCUGAACUCUUGUGCCUCACUACUUUGAAAAUCAGUGUUUCCAGUAAGUAAUCUUCAGGUUAAAAAGCUUUAGUAGAUUAUGAUUAACGCCUUUCUUCUGUAUCAGAUCAACGUCGCAGAUAAGCGCUCCUAAACAGCGUUCUGAAAAGUAACUUGUUGAAAGCAGUUGCUUGUUCCUCUUACUAUACUACAUAGCUAAAUAAUGUAAACCUGUAUUGAUAGUACUAUUCAUGUAAAAAUAGAAAUUUGUUAUGGAAUAUUGUGAGGUACUCUUUUUACUCUAUAAGUGUAGCAUUAAAUAAAUUGUAUCUACUUUCUAAGACAAUUAUUUAUCGCUUGUGGUUUUCGAAGUUGUUAUUUAUGAUACAAUCACUGUAUUAAUAUCUUAAAUGGAGAAAUUGUUUAAAAAAAAACAGUAGGCCUAGCUACUGAGUUUAAGCAUUUGUUCGAAUAAUGUUUUUACUAUAACCAUUUUAAAUUAUUAUAGUCCUGAAAACUGUGUUGUCUACUAACAUAAUUUAUAAGGGUCUCAUUGUUACCUCUUGAAUCAUUUGUCUAGUUUCUAAUGAGUAUAGGAUCUAUAACUUCAUACAUUUGUACCUGCAUAAAUCUUGCUUAUAUAUCUACAUAUAUAUAUAUAUAUAUAUAUAUAUAUAUAUAUAUAUAUAUAUAUUUCUUUGUUACAAUAAUUUAGAUAUGUUAUCAGAACCAUGUAUUAGCAAAAAAAAUUAUAAACAUGACAAUAUAUGUUGCGCCAAACAAAUCAAAUGUGAGGACAAUACAUGCCUGACCUUUGCAAAGUCCAGUAGAGAAGUUUAAAACAAAUAAACACAAACAGAUAAUAUUUGUUAUGUAUGGUAUAGAGAAGUUGGCCCGAAGUUAAUAGUUAGAAAAACACUAUGUUAAGCAAGGGAUGCUGAGGUAACUUUCACGUUAAAAUAUUUAUAUAUAUAUUGUUAGUUAAAGUUAACUUAUUUUUUGUGAUUUUUGUGAUUUUUUCUUCAGCUUAAUAUAUAUAUAUGUUACAUCCGGAAAAGGGUUCAUGUGUCAACAAGACACUCCUGCCGUAACUGUUAUCUCGACUAGUUUAUAAUCGUGUUAAUUCACGUAUAUCUCAGUACUUCAAUCAAAAUGUGUUGUAUAUUACUCCAUAAAUGUGCUAUGUUUAAUUAAUCUGAAAUACUUAACGAGGGCUAAGAGAAAAUAAAAUUAUGUUGUUUUUACGAAUAAACGCUGAAGAAUCACCAUGGUUACCCUGGAAAUUGAUGUUUAUUUCAUCCUUUCUUGGUUACUAUUAUUUAUGAAUCUGGUCAUCAAUGCACUGAGAGCAUACAAUAAAACUGAAUACUUGGAAGUAAGAAC